GGUCGAGCCUUCCCGUGCGAGAGACGCUGGAACGAGGCCGACGUGACGUGUGGCGGCGUCAGACGCAGGGGGCGGGGCCGAGGCCGGGGCCGGGGCCGCCCCGCUUCGUUCGAAGUGGCCCCUGCGGUGACGGGUCUGGCGGGAGCUGCUGAGGAGCGCGCGGGACGGGUGAUGGAGCCCGGGCGCGGGGCGGGGGCUCUGCCGGGCACGGAGGAGGCAGCUGGUGCCGCUCAGGGGAAGGGCAGGGUUAAUUUCCCAUUUCCUUACACCCCUUACUCCAUCCAAGAGGAUUUCAUGGCCAAACUGUAUGAUGUUCUGGAGGCUGGCAAAGUCGGGAUCUUUGAGAGUCCCACAGGGACGGGAAAAUCCUUGAGUCUUAUCUGUGGAGCGCUCUCUUGGCUCAGAGAUUUUGAAGAAAAAAAGAAGCAGGAGGAGGCCCGCCUCCUUGCAGAUGAACAUAAUGGACAAGACAAGCAACAGCAGCCGACGUCAUGCUGUGUGGAGGCCUCAAACUGCCAGGGCUCAGUAGGGGAGCUAGAUUGGAUCACUGAGUUUCUGCAGAAAAAAGAAGAGAAGGCCAUGGUGGACAGACUAAAGGAAGAGCACAUCAGGAGGAAGAAGCGAGAGGCUCGCCUUGAGAAAAUUCGCCAUAAUGUGCAAUUCAAAUAUGCAUCAAAAAGAAAGAGGCUUGAAGAUGAGGAGACUCAGCGGCUGCUCCAGCUCAGUACAGAGAUCUUGUCGACAGAGUUAGGGUCAGAUGUUUUAGAGCAGCUGGAUCAUGAGGAGGAGGAGCUGAUCCUUGCCGAGUAUGAGAGUGAUGAGGAGAAGAAAGUGGGAUCGCGGUUGGAUGAAGAUGAUGAUGAUGAUGAUGAUUUGGAGGAGGAGCAUGUGACCAAGAACCUCUGUGUGAACGAGGAGGUGCGUCAUCUGGGGGCUGUCCAGCUGAUCAAUGACCGCUGUAUGGAAAUGCAGAAGAACAAACAUGGGAAGAAGAGUGAGGGAGAGGAAUCAGAGGGAAAGAAAAGGCGUGUGAGCCGGGCCGUGUGUCCAUUUUACUCCUAUGAGCAAAUGCAGUUUCUCCGGGACGAGGUUCUAGUCAAGGUGAAAGAUAUUGAGCAGCUCGUGGCCUUGAGCAAGGAGAUUAAAGCCUGUCCGUAUUAUGGGAGUCGCUAUGCCAUUCCUGCCGCCCAGCUGGUGGUGUUGCCCUAUCAGAUGCUCCUGCAUGAAUCUACCAGAUGUGCUUCUGGGAUCAAACUGAAGGAUCAGGUGGUGAUUAUUGAUGAGGCCCACAAUUUGAUAGACACUAUAACCUGCAUCUACAGCGCUGAAGUCCGUGGCUCUCAGCUGUGCUGUGCCCACUCCCAGCUGCUGCAGUACAUGGAACGAUACAGGAAACGUCUGAAGGCAAAAAACCUGAUGUACAUUAAACAGAUUCUGUAUUUGCUGGAGAGGUUGGUGUCCGUACUAGGAGGAAACGUGAAUCAAAAUCCAAAUGCUCAGAGCAUUUCUCAAGCAGGGACAGAACUAAAAUCUAUCAAUGACUUCCUGUUUCAGAGUCAGAUUGACAAUAUCAACCUCUUCAAGAUUCAGCGUUACUGUGAGAAAAGUCUGAUCAGCAGGAAGCUUUUUGGGUUUGUGGAGAGAUAUGGAGCCACCAGUGUUGUAAAAACUAACAAGGAAAAGCAGAAGAUGGCUGGACUGCAGAACUUCCUUCUCACCCUGCAUCAGGGCCCUGACAAAGAAGCUGCUAUACAGUGCCCUCCUGUGGAGGCUGAGGAUGGCCAGCCCAAGAUGGCCUCUCCUCUGAUGCAGAUUGAAGGAUUUCUCUCUGCUCUCACCAAUGCAAACCAAGAUGGGCGAGUCAUUCUCAACUGGCAAGGCACUGUAGCUCAGAGCAGCCUCAAAUUCCUCUUGCUGAAUCCAGCUGUCCAUUUUGCCAAGGUGCUGAAGGAAUGUCGUGCUGCAAUCAUCGCAGGGGGCACCAUGCAGCCGGUGUCUGAUUUCCGAGAGCAGUUGCUGUCGUGUGCCGUUGAUGUUGGCAGGGUGGUGGAGUUCUCCUGUGGUCAUGUGAUUCCUCCAGACAACAUUUUACCCAUAAUCCUCUGCAGUGGUCCAUCUAACCAGCAGCUAGAGUUCACCUAUCAGAAGAGAGACCUGCCUCAGAUGAUGGAUGAGAUGGGCCGAAUCCUUGGUAACCUGUGCAAUGUGGUCCCUGGGGGUGUAGUGUGCUUCUUUCCUUCCUAUGAGUACGAGAAGCAGGUGUACAUGCACUGGGAGAGGAUUGGGCUGCUCACCCGCUUGGCGACUAAGAAGAAGAUAUUUCAGGAGCCCAAGAGAGCAAACCAGGUGGAGCAGGUGCUGUCAGAGUAUGCUAAGUGCAUAAAGCGAUGCAGCCAGGUGGGAGGCCAUGUGACAGGAGCCCUGCUCUUUUCUGUGGUUGGAGGGAAAAUGAGUGAAGGAAUCAAUUUCUCUGAUGACCUGGGAAGGUGUGUCGUUAUGGUGGGUAUGCCUUACCCCAACAUCAAGUCCCCAGAACUCCAGGAGAAAAUGGCCUAUCUUGACAAAACAAUGCCAAGAAGUGCGGGCCAGCCACCUAGCAAAAUGCUGAUUGAAAAUCUAUGCAUGAAGGCAGUAAACCAGUCAAUAGGGCGAGCGAUUCGCCAUCAGAAGGACUUUGCUAGCAUCCUGCUCGUAGAUCACAGGUAUGCACGCCCCUCAGUCUUCAACAAAUUACCCCAGUGGAUCAAGGAAAGAACAGAGAUCAAACCUGCCUUUGGACCAGCAUUUGCAGCAUUAAGGAAGUUUCACCAAGAGAAGAAGUCAUGUUAUGGGUCAGAAGCUUCCUGAGGGAGAAGGAAGAGCAUUGUGCUGAUGAUGGGUACAGAGCCACCUGCAAUUGCUGUCCCUGCAGAGAAGUUUUUUUUCCCCCAAGACUUUGCAGUUGAAAAUUAUUGACCCAAGCUAUUCUUGCCCAUGUCGCUUCUGGGUAGUGACUGAUUAUACUGCAUUUGAGCUGGGCUGGACAGUACCCUAGCUCAGACUGUGUGAGGGGAGGGGAAAUAAGAGCACCUGCAGCUAAUGGAUCUGACUCCCACUAGGACUAGCCUCUCUUCUGCACUGAGGGUAUUGUGUCUGGGUUUUGUUACUCCUCCCCCUUUGUUGUUUUCCUCCCUGAGAUAUUAGUACUUGUCCUCUUGGUGCAGUGCUCAGGGUAAAGUAUUAAAAAUCAGGCUAAUGUUCCCUGGCUGCUGAUUUUUCUUUCCAGUAAGGGGUGGGGGACUGCUACCUGCUCUCAUGGAGGCCCCCAGAAGCUCAACAACAAAAAGCUAGAACCUAGAUUUAUAUCCCUUCCACCCCCUUAGCUAAUGUUCCUAGCCUGUGGGCCAGUAGCCACAUCCCUGCUUCAUAGAUCAGUUCAUUCAGUAAGGGCAAAUGCCUUGGGCCACCUCAACUUACAUCUCUGACCACUGGCACUGUGUUAAUAAUCUGUGCUUUACCAGAGCCCUCACUAGAUAAUGGCUGGGGGCAGUAUUGCUAGCUGGUGGUAUGGUCCUGACUUGCUUGCCCCUUGAAAGAAUAUUUAGGGAGUUUACAGGAAAUGUGUGAGGUUUUUUUCUGCUAUGGCAUAAAGUGCUGUAUCUGUAGCAUGCCCCAGGGGGCUUCAGUUGCUGGGGGCUGAAUCCAUGACACCUGGGUGGCUUGCAUUUGUAUUUACUGACCCAAGGCCUUUAUUUUCUCAUUGAUGUUGUGUAAGCAUUCUCCAGCUGAGGCUAUAGCCGUUCACCUUUCUGCUAAUGUGGACCAGGAAUGUCACACUGCUGCA
Dermochelys coriacea (leatherback sea turtle) is the source of this 3823-nucleotide messenger RNA. It is a transcript of the gene DDX11, whose product is annotated as DEAD/H-box helicase 11. The transcript is spliced from 26 exons. The record is from RefSeq and is a predicted model, not a curated record. Gene Ontology annotation, biological process: nucleobase-containing compound metabolic process; establishment of sister chromatid cohesion. Bases 172 to 2847 code for a protein of 891 amino acids. Gene Ontology annotation, molecular function: DNA binding; DNA helicase activity; hydrolase activity, acting on acid anhydrides, in phosphorus-containing anhydrides. Gene Ontology annotation, cellular component: nucleus. NCBI's taxonomy places the organism in Eukaryota, Metazoa, Chordata, Testudines, Dermochelyidae.